AUGGGUAAUUUAUUUUCUCGAAAUAAGGAAACAUUAAUAACAACAACAGAUGAAGAUGAUCAAUUUUUUGAUUGUUUAAAUGACGAUGAAACACAUAAUGAAACUAAUACACAAAUAAUUUCACAUUAUUAUGCAGUUUGGAUUCCAUCAAAUGUUGAAAUUACUGAAAAUCAAUUUAUCUUUGAUGAUAUGAAAAGUGCAUUUACACUUUGUAAAAAAUAUAGUAAACAUAAUAGUCGAGUGAAAAUAUUUGCUAAUCGUAAUGACGCAGAAAGUUUUAUUGAACAAAGUCGAAAUACUACAACAGAUACUAAUGAUCUUAAUAUGUCAAUUGAGCAGGUGACGAAAUCAGGAAGUAAUGAUGCAGAAAAAUUACCAUAUAGUGAUGUACCAACAUCUGAAUUAACAAAACUUUAUAAUCUUGUUGAAAAAGGUGAUGAAAAAGAAUUCGAACGAUUAGUUUGGACAAAUCCUCGGUAUUUAAUAAGUAGUGGUGAUUCACCAACAAUUGUUAAAAUUUCAGUUCGAUAUAAUAGUAUGCAUGUUGCUUCAUUAUCUGGUCAAGCGGAAAUAAUUCGUAUAUUAAUAAAAACAAUAAAAAAUGUUCAUUUUAUUCGUCGUCUUUAUGUUAAUGAUACCGAAGAACAAACACAAAAACGUAUACAAUUUAUUCUUGAUAUGUAUUUAAAUACACCAGAUAAAAUGCAAAAUGAAACUCCACUUCAUCUUGCAUCAAAAUUCGGACAUUAUGAUGCUGUUUGUGCUUUACUUGACGAAACAAGUUGUAGUAGAGAUGCAGUAAAUAAAGCUGGUUCAACUGCACGAGAAAUUAUUUGUAGUCGAGCAAAAGAUAAAUCAAAAGAAAAGAAAAUUCAUCAAUUAUUUGAAUCUACAUAUUAUAUUCCGAUAUAUAGUCGAAAAAUAACCAUGGAAAAGAUUAUUUCAAAACCAAUCGAUGAAACAGCAUUUAAACCAUUUCUACAUACUAUUCAACAAGCUUUAUCAAAUUUACCAAUUGAAUGUGAUAAUGAUACGAUAUUAAUUGCCUUUGCUGGUCCAACUACUUAUGAAAUAUCAAUGAAAUUCUAUACAUCAGUAUCCUCUUCAACACGUGGUCAAGCUCGUCGUACUCAAAAUUUUCUAUCAUCACCUAAAAGUCCUAUAUAUAUUGUUCGUAGUGAUGCUGAAAAAGGUUGGGAACGUAUUGCACGAACAUAUGCAUUAGAAACUUAUUCAAUAAAUUGGUGUGAAUAUUGGUCAUUUCUUGAUACAUACAUAAAUUUAUCGUCAAAUGAUGGUCUUCGAUUAUUAGAAUAUUAUCUUCAACAACGUAUAUUACAUUCUCAAAUAUUAAAAACAAUUGAUCAAUUUGAAAAAUUUUCAAGUCAUUAUUUUUCCAUUGAAAAAAAAGAUAUAUCAAAUGAAAAUGAUUUAAUACUUAAUUCUAUAUCACAAUUAAUUCAACUAUUUUAUACAUUAAUUGAUCUAUUUAAUUUAAAUGAUUUAGUAUUAAAUCGUAAUUAUCGUCAUCAUCUUGAAUUAAGUGGUUUCGAGAAUCAACCAAAUAAUGAAUUGAAUUCGAUUAAAACUAAUAUUAUUAAUCAAUUACAAUGGUUAUCAACACAAAAUCAAAAGAUUUUAUCUUUAUUUACUCGUCCAUUACUUAAUAGUUUAACAAUGGUAUUUACAUUAAUUAUAAGUCCAUCAGGUUGUGCUUUAAUUGAUCAAAUACAACAAAACCAAUAUGAAUCACAUCGAUAUCAACAAAAAAUUCGUCCAGCAUCACGACUUAGUCUGAUUGGACUUGUUUGUCCAAAACGACGACAAUCACGUCGUUCAUAUAAACCUGUUAAAGAUCAACAAAUCAUUCGAUCAAAAUCUUGGCCUGAUUUAUCCUUACCAAUGGAAUCAUCAACGAUUCGACGAUAUCAUUCACAAAUUGAACUUAAUCAAAAUAAUAAUAAUUAUUCAUCAUCAACUUUAUUAAAUGAAACAACAAGAAAAUCUAUUAAUGAUUUAACACAACGAUCAAUUUCAAUAUCAAGUACCCCACCCAUGUUUUCAUCUCAAACUAGUGUUGAUAUAUUAAAAGAAGAUAAAGCAAAAAUUGAUAAAUGGCAUUAUUUUCUUGCUGGAUCUCAACCAACAAAACUUGAUGCACAUGUUGUACGUGCCAUUGAUUUAAAUAAUUCAAUAAAUUUAACAAAUCAACCACAAUAUCGUCUUUGGCCAAAAUGGUAUCAAGCUGUUCAAUUACGUCCAAUUGAAGAACAAAAUUUAUGGACAACACCAAUACGAAAUUCAUCGCCAUCAAAUCGAAAGAUACUACGUCCUGGUGAAAAUCAAUCAUCUACUUUAUUGAAAAUGGUAACUCGACAAGCGUUUAAGAGAAAAAUAAAUAAUCGUGAACAAUCACCGGUGCUAACACAAGACAAAAUCUUGAAGACAAAACGAACCAAAAAGUGA
Molecule: messenger RNA, 2466 nt
Organism: Adineta steineri
Lineage: Eukaryota; Metazoa; Rotifera; Eurotatoria; Adinetida; Adinetidae
Source: the annotation of a GenBank genome assembly